Molecule: messenger RNA, 531 nt
Organism: Catharus ustulatus (Swainson's thrush)
Lineage: Eukaryota; Metazoa; Chordata; Aves; Passeriformes; Turdidae
Gene: PDCL2
Product: phosducin like 2
Biological process (GO): protein folding
Cellular component (GO): cytoplasm
Source: RefSeq, a predicted model, not a curated record
AUGCAGAAGAGAGAAGGAAACUCGUGCUUUCUAAUUAGGCAGCAACACUUGCAGGAAUGGAAAUGUCUUCAGAGGAAGGAAAAGUAUGUGAAGCUAAAAGAAAGUUGUGGAAAGCAGUAUUUAAAAGAAGUUACAAAUGCUCCAGAGGAUGUUUGGGUUAUAAUUGAUCUUUAUUGGUCAAGAAGUUUCGUUAUAUUUCCUUAUUCUUUUCUAUCAUCCCAAUCUGUUUUACUGGUUAAUGAACACCUCAACCUACUGGCCUGAAAGUUUCCAGAAGGCAAGUUUCUCAAAGCCAUUGUAAACUGCUACAUGCAGAAUUGCCAGGACGGGUGUUUACCCACAAUUCUGGGUAUAUAUACUGGUGAAAUACAAGGCAAGUUCCUUGGAGUAGCUAAACAUGGGGGAAUAUAUCUGAAAGCAGAUGUUCAAAUACGGUUUUCUACUCCUUUGGUAAGCCUAUUGGUUGAUACCUACCGGCAGAUACCACUGCUGGAAGCUUUUAUUUUGCAGAUUCGAAGAGAUAACUCGUAG